UCAACGUGCGCGCUUCACAGACAAUACAGGCAGGGCCCAUUCUGUUGUAUCCGGCUGCAGUAAAAUGCAAUAAUCUAAGAAUUUGUCUACACGAUCAGAAUAUUGUGUCUUGUAUAUUAAAUAAUCGUAAUAUUUCUGAGACCAUGCAGUGUCCAGAUGACACUAGUCUAAAUACACCAGAAGAGAGAACCUGUCUUUCUUCUGCGCAAAGAAGAGCAGAAAUUCGGAGACGAAAAUUGCUCAUGAAUUCUGAAGACAGAAUGAACAGAAUUGUGGGUUUCACCAAAGCUGAAGCUGAAAACGACGGAUCAUCCAGAAGUGUUACGGCACCCGUGUUCCAUCUGGACUUGGACAGGAGCGACUCGUGGUCAACAUACCCCUCCCCCAGACUGUCUCCAUUCCUCCCAGAGGCAGUAGGCAGCAGCCACCCCCACAGUGAUCUCCCAGGGUAUCCCCUGCCAGACACCAGUGAGGUGCCGGGUGGCGGUGUGGACAAGGAUGUGACACCGGGCGUCCGUCAGAGGCCACGCGGAGAGGCCCAGCUGGCAGCUGAUGAGCCCAGCCACUCCGGAUCCCCACGCAGAGGGUUGCAGAAGUACCUGUCCCGCUUUGAUGAUGCCAUGAAGCUCAGAGGCCAACUGGCCAAUGAGAAACAAGCCCAGGAGGCAGCUAGCUCUGACCCAGAUGAGUUGGACUCCUUCAGGCUCUUCAGGCUUGUUGGCAGUGUCCUCCUUGCCAUCUUUGUCAGGGUUUUUGUCUGCAAGUAUCUGUCCAUAUUCGCACCAUUCCUCACCCUCGAACUGGCAUACAUGGGGUUGUACAAAUAUUUUCCAAAGGUUGAGAAGAAGAUGCAAACUACAGUGCUGACUGCCGCGCUCCUGUUGUCUGGUAUCCCUGCUGAGGUCAUCAACCGCUCCAUGGACACCUACAAGAAGAUGGGCGACGUCUUCGCUGACCUCUGUGUCUACUUCUUUACAUUCAUCCUCAGUCACGAGAUCCUGCUGUUGGUUGGUCCAGAGGAGGCUGAGACUCCCUGAUGGACAGGAAGUCCCUGUGCUAUGGCGGUGUCACAGAGGUGGACAUUAUGCUGACCCCUGAUACUGAUCCUUUACCCUACCUCCUCCUCUAUACCAUUUCCCUUCCUGAGUCAGUAGAUCCCAUAGGGGAGAGAGGGAGAGGUGCAAUGUCCGCAGGUAGAUAAGGGAAGAAGACAGAAAUAACAGGUUGAACAAGGUAACAUAACAUUCAUUUGGGUUCUGACCCUCUACGACAUCUUGUCGAUAGGAGCUGCUUUAAGUUCCCUUUUAUUUUGGUUUCUACUGUGUUUAUAUAAGGGGUCCAGUUACUUCGCAAUUUUUGUUUUGUUUCUGGUGAAUUGAUUUAUCUCAUUUGGAAGACAGGAGAUGCAUUUGUCAUUCAGGGUUUUCUGAAUAUUGCCUAUGAUUUUUUUCAUCCUUGUAUGCUUGAACUCUUAUUACAUUUACCUUUUAAUCUGGGCUAGGAAAAGGAUAGGGCUCCCGAGUGGCGCAGCAGUCUAAGGCACUGCAUCUCAGUGCUAGAGGCGUCACUACAAACCCUGGUUUGAUCCUGGGCUGUAUCGCAACCGGCCGUGAUUGUGAUUGGGAGUCUCAAAGGGCGGCGCACAAUUGGCCCAGCGUCGUCCGGGUUUAGCCGGGGUAGGUCGUCAUUGUGAAUAAGAAUUUGUUCUUCACUGACUUGCCUAGUUAAAUAAAGGUUACAAUUAAAAAUUAAAAGGAUGGCUUAGGAGUGUCUUUUUGGAAAGUGUGUGUCACUGCUAUUCAAUGUGGGAUCUUAUAAGCUUGUAUAUCUGUGCUGGAUAACUCUGAUUGUGGAAAUGUCAUGUAUUGCUAUCCCAGCCUCACUCAAACUUUCUGUGGCAUGUUACAUCAUCUGUUAAUCCGUCAUUGCACCCAAAUUAAUGUAUUCAGUUUGAGACAGGUUUUCUAUGUAACUUCAUUGGUGUGAAAUCUUGUUUGUCAGAUUUACUUGCUUGCUUUACAUAAUGUUUUGCAAUUAUUUAUAUUUUUUUGUGUAAAUGCUGUAUUCAUAAUUUAUUUCAUGUGAAAUAUUGAAAUCGAUAUCAACACAAAGAUAUGGAGAAGCUAAUGUUGCUUCUGGUAAUAACAUACUGGAAUUAAUAUGCUGUAUUAAACCAAUAAAAUCUUGGAGCAUUUCACAAUU
Messenger RNA from Oncorhynchus masou masou (cherry salmon), 2202 nucleotides. RefSeq names its product guided entry of tail-anchored proteins factor CAMLG-like. The record is from RefSeq and is a predicted model, not a curated record. Gene Ontology annotation, biological process: tail-anchored membrane protein insertion into ER membrane. NCBI's taxonomy places the organism in Eukaryota, Metazoa, Chordata, Actinopteri, Salmoniformes, Salmonidae. The transcript has 4 exons. Gene Ontology annotation, cellular component: GET complex. The coding region runs from base 144 to 1037 and encodes 297 amino acids.